CAAAACUACCUCGACAGUUCCGCUGGCCAUAGGCCCAUACAGUUCGUUAUGCAGCACGACGAAAGGUCGGUAUGCUUCUGUUGACGACACUGGUCGUGUCAGUUGUUUAGAAUUGUGCAAUUCACCUGCACAACAAUGCCGGCUACACGACAACCACGCAGCUCAUUACUGACCAAUAUCUGUUCAUGGCCUAUUUUUGGUUUUAUAAUAGUUGCGCUGUUCCUCUGUCUCCCAACCGUUUCCGGCACACCUUUUUAUUAUGGCACGUAUAGGAGUUAUGGCACGGGUGACACAGUAAUUACAACAUCACACGCAAACGGCGGUCCAGAUACGCCUCAUUCCAAGUGGCAAGUGGAGUGUCUGGAUGGAGAAGCUGCCAUUGGUAUUUUGUAAGUAUACUUUUCCCAAGAUUAUCGUUUAUACUGACAUUCCCAUCAAAUUGUGGUUUUGGCAUACGGACUACUUUGUGUUGCCGGCCCAAGCGGAUUUUCAAUUGUUGACAAGCGUUAAUUUGUACGCAUUGAUAAAGUUAAUGGCUUUUUUUUAUUUUUCAGGGACAACGUGUUUGAUUUCGGGGGCAUAACACAACUAUGGUGCAAGUUUAUGUUUCCUUACAAAAUAUCAACCAGGAAUGUGUAUCCUUAUUUCCCCCAUUGCAUUGUAAAAAAUUACACGGUGGACUUCUUCUGCUAUGAUCCAAGAAACCAUACUCGAAGCGCCAAUACCUUCAUAACCGGAUUAUGGGAUAACGAACUAUCAUUUUGGGUGUAUCGAACAGCAAUUGAUCCCAGUCAACCAUACAAAUGCUGCGUAACACCACCGGGAUAUUACAUCGAUUAUGUGUCCUGCUAUUAUGUAUGGACUCACGAUCAGUACUGGGAAUAUUACGAUUCGCAAUUCUUCCUGUUGAACUGCGCGACCGGCUACGUAAUGACCGGCAUUUCCAAGAAGCUUAGUCCGAUCAUCCCAACGGAAUACCGCAUCGAGUGGCUGCAGUGCUGCCGGUUAGGAUACGGUGCCAUCGUGUCCCUACCACCGCCCAUCGUGGCCACGCCUAAAGGUGGCCCAGUGGCCUACUCAGCCAACAACGCCCUGACCGCGGUGGAUAUUCCCUCCGACUACGCCCAUCAGUACCGCGGGAAGCGCUCAACGGAUCGCCCGACGGCUCAGCAUACCAAACGCCACACGGCCUUCGCAAGGGAACACCCACUUCCGGGAGAUGGGCCGUUUAUGCAGUCACCUUUCUUGGAUACUGGGCGUCACCAUGAAGACACCGCCCAUGAAGCCGAUGGGACAAGUAACGCUAGCAAGCCGUCGGUAUCGGACAAGAAAAUCACAGAGCAGGAUAAAUCCCCGGUCUUGAUGGAAUCCAUGUGAUGCUCAAUUGUUUUCUGUUAAGUUCAAACAGAAGUUGUUUUGCGGUUUUUGCUGAUCUGAAUUAUUUUUGGCAGUUAUUGUGUUGUUGGUUCAUUUUUAUGUGUGAUAAUAAUUGCCCGUGCAUUGGAGUAGGCUUAAUUUGGAUUCUUUUUGCAUUGCACAGGUCAAAACUUUUCAAGUAAAUAAAGUCGGAA
This is a messenger RNA of Paramacrobiotus metropolitanus, 1571 nucleotides long. RefSeq lists its product as uncharacterized. The coding region runs from base 604 to 1377 and encodes 257 amino acids. The record is from RefSeq and is a predicted model, not a curated record. The transcript has 7 exons. Lineage: Eukaryota; Metazoa; Tardigrada; Eutardigrada; Parachela; Macrobiotidae.